GUUGUUGUUUGUCAGCAUGUACACGUGUCACAUGCCGGCACAUUGCAAAGGGAAAUAACUUGGAUUCCAGGUUAAAUGAGAAUAUCGGGCCCCUUACUUUCCGUUUGCCUUGCUCACGCGUCCGAUAAUUUCAGCAUUGUGUUCCUUUUUGCGUGGGCUACAUUCAGUAGUACAGAUCAACAGAUUUUGAAGUUCAUCGAAACUGGUUGGCAAUAACCCAUAGUCUGCCAAUCAAAGACUGGUAUUAUGAGAAGACAUCUGAAUGGACCUUGGAUUACCCCCCCUUGUUUGCCUGGCUGGAGAUGGCACUGUCGCAAGUGGCCCAGUAUUUUGACAAGAACAUGCUGGUUGUCUCGAACCUAAACUAUGCCAGCGAAUCCACAGUAUUGUUUCAAAAACUGUCAGUCAUUGGGACUGAUUUCCUCUUUGUCUAUGCAGUGAAUCAGUUUUGUAGGAAAUAUUUGAAGCCAAGUCGAAAAGAUGAGACUCAGGACUUGUUUGAGAGUCCCAAACUCAUCACAUGUGUUCUGCUGCUGGCCAACUUUGGACUUCUGAUUGUUGACCACAUACAUUUCCAGUACAAUGGCUUCCUGACCGGAGUGCUGCUCCUGUCUAUUGUACGACUGCAUGAGGGCAGAAAUAUUUCUAGUGCCUUUUGGUUUGCUGUGCUGCUCAACUUGAAGCACAUCUACCUGUACAUCGCCCCCGCAUACUUCGUCUACCUCCUCCGCUGCUACUGCUUCAGGAGUGCCCCAGAUGGGAGGAUACAGUGGCGAUCGUUCUCCAUCACCAGGCUCUUCAGUCUCGGCCUCACAGUCCUGUCAGUCUUCGGGGUAUCGUUCGGACCAUUCCUAUACAUGGGCCAGCUGCCUCAGGUCUUGUCUCGACUGUUCCCAUUCAAGCGAGGUCUGUGCCAUGCCUACUGGGCACCUAAUUUCUGGGCCCUCUACAAUGUGGCUGACAAAGCUGCCACCAUAGCAGGUGUCCAGUUAAGGGUCAUCCAGCCAGAUGCAGUCGGGUCAGCUACGAUGACCGGCGGUCUGGUGCAGGAGUUCCGACAUACAGUGCUGCCCUCUGUGUCCCCGCUGGCCACCAUGCUGCUAACACUCCUUGCUAUGAUGCCUGCUAUGUUGAAGCUGUGGUACAACCCUCGAGGCACGACCAGCUUCCUUCGCUGUCUCACACUGUGUGCCUUUGCCUCCUACAUGUUCGGCUGGCACGUCCAUGAGAAGGCUAUUUUACUGAUCCUCAUCCCGCUGAUAUUAUUGUCAACAGAGAGGAAGAAGGAAGCUCAGAUAUUUCUCAUUUUAUCAACCAUCGGUGGCUACUCUUUAUUUCCCCUUCUGUUUACACAGUUCGAAACACCAAUAAAAAUUCUUCUUCUGGCGCUUUAUACCUUUUAUGCUUUUACAAGUCUGGGAAGAAUUCAUGGCAUCCCGGCGCGGCCGACAGCCUUGCCUUUGUUGUCCAGCCUGGAGAGCCUGUACCUGCUGGGGAUCGUCCCCCUUGAAAUAUACAACAGUGUUGGGCAUUCGGCGCUGGGCCUGUCACAGAGAUUCCCGUUCGUGCCCCUGCUAUUGACAUCUGUUUAUUGUGCAUUCGGUAUCACAUACUGCUGGCUUCGAUUUUACUGGCUUACACUUUCUGAUAGACCAAAGAAACAGAAAAGCAGUUAAUCUGUAUACAAAUGUAAAUAAAUGUUUUUUUGGUUUUU
This is a messenger RNA of Haliotis rufescens (red abalone), 1714 nucleotides long. RefSeq names its product probable dolichyl pyrophosphate Glc1Man9GlcNAc2 alpha-1,3-glucosyltransferase. The transcript has 13 exons. Bases 303 to 1676 code for a protein of 457 amino acids. Gene Ontology annotation, cellular component: endoplasmic reticulum membrane. Gene Ontology annotation, molecular function: dolichyl pyrophosphate Glc1Man9GlcNAc2 alpha-1,3-glucosyltransferase activity. The record is from RefSeq and is a predicted model, not a curated record. Lineage: Eukaryota; Metazoa; Mollusca; Gastropoda; Lepetellida; Haliotidae. Gene Ontology annotation, biological process: protein N-linked glycosylation.